AUGGUACUCCCCGAGCAAGACCCUGUUUUAGCUCUUUUCACCGAGUCAGCUGAUCGCUGGCCCGAUCAUGUCGCGGUGGACGAUGGGCCCAAGGGCUCGAGAACAUACCGACAACUGAACGAAGAAUCCAGCUCCCUGGGAGCAUAUUUGAAGGCCAAGGGAGUGAGACCAGGGCAUAUAAUCCCUAUUGUUACAACCACCUGCAUACAAAUGGUGGUAGGCAUCCUUGGCAUUAUCAAAGCGGGCGCUGUGUAUGUCCCCAUCGACCGAGAACGAAGUCCCCGUCACCGCAUAGAGUAUGUUCUGAACAAAAGCCAAGCCAAGAUCGUGCUCUAUACGGGGACAGAGAUCUCCGCCGGUCAGGCAAGAGCAAUUCACCUGCCGGCAGCUUCGGACCCUCCUGCCUAUAACGGCCAGGUAGCCAACCGUAUCGACGAUGUUCUAGCUAUCAUAUUCACCUCGGGAACAACGAAUAAACCCAAAGGUGUCCGGGUCAGGAGCAGCUCAGUCGCGCGGUUUGUCACUUCUCCAGGAUUUAACUACGACGUUACACAGGCCGAUCGGGUCUUGCUGGUCUUAUCUGUCGGCUUUGAUGCCUGCAUGGGGACUAUUUUCAACACACUGUGCAAUGGGGGCAUGUUAGUCCUGGCCGACUCGGAAACUCUGGCAGAGCGCGCAAAGCAAAGCACUAUCAUCACUGCCACCCCUUCGAUCUUGGCGGCGCUCGGGCCCCCUAUCCCCGCCGAGUAUUCGAAAUUGAGGCGCAUUAUCUUGGGGGGUGAGACUGCCUCAGAGCAACUGCUAGACCUAUGGGAUAGUCUACACGUACCGAUCUGGAUUGCCUAUGGGCCAACAGAGGCUACUUGUGCCGUCUUGACUCAGAGGUUGCGACGUGAUCCACAGACCCGGAGGUUCUUGCCCACGCGGCUCGGACAUCCGAUACCAGGAUCCAAAAUCAUGUUAUUAAACCCAACCGACAUGAGCAUCAUCAAUGAGCUCAAGACGCCCGGGGAGAUCGGGAUUGCAGGGCCCUGUCUCUCCGCCGGCUACCUCGACGACGAGAUGCAGACCAAUGAGAAAUUCAUUUACCUUAGUGAGCAUACGAUAUACCGAACCGGAGACAUGGCUGAGUGGAUUGAAGAUCAUGAUGGCACACGCACUCUGGACUUCCAUGGACGUGAAGAUCGCUUGGUCAAAAGUCGGGGGUUCCUAGUCAACCUGGACCAGGACGUCGACCAGGGCAUCAUCCGAGCGUGUCCUUCCGUGCAAGCGGCCUACUCACUGAAAAUCAAUGGAUUGAUAUGUACAGCCAUUGUGGGCUCGCAGGUCGAUACCGCAGAGUUGCUGACUACCUGGAAGUCGAUGGCGCUGCCCUACGCCGUUCCCGACCACCUCAUUCCCUUGCCCAGCCUACCCUUGAGCUCGAAUGGCAAGCUGGAUCCGCAUCGACUCUCUUCCAUCUUGGAGAAAACAAUAGCAAGUCCCAAGGAAACCCAGAGGUCAAUGGCUUCAUUGAACCAGUUGAAUAAGACGCCGAAGCAAACCGUCCUGGCUUGGUUCCAGGAUGAGUUAAAAAUUCCUCUCACUGAGAUUGACUUGAAUGCUUCGAGUGUGUCAAUGGGAGUCAGUUCACUCGCUGCAGUCAGACUAUCCUCCUUCUGCGGUCAGGCUGGCUAUGUAGUCUCAGUGGCUGAUAUUCUGGAGGCACCGUCACUGAAGGAGGUCAUUGCCCGAUGUAAAACAUCAUCGACUGCGCCCAACAAUAAGUUUUCCAGCCAGCAGAGAGAUCCAGUGACGCAUUCAAAUCUUAGCCCUCUACAACACAAGAUGGUUCUGGAAACGAAGGUUGACCCUCAUGUGAACUAUGCACAACACAUCUCCCAUUAUCGCACCGAGGAUAUCAGGCACAUCAAGAAGGCAUGGGAGACUGUGGCCCGGGCGGAGCCGCUCUUUCGGACAGCUUUCACGGAAACUGAAUCCGGAAUCGUUCAAGAGGUGGUAAUGGAGAGCCAAUUUCGCUGGGAGGAGCGGGCAGUUCACACCUCGCAGCAAAUCGAGGACCAUAUGCAUGGAGCAAUAAAACGAACCGGUCUGGGAGUGUCGGUUUUGGUGUUGCACCAUGAAGGUAUUCAGCUGCCACAAGGCGAAAGUGUACUGGUGUGGACCACCCAUCGGGCUUUGUUGGAUGGAUUCUCCAGUCUCCUGUUAUUGGGAAAACUGGAUAUGGCGCUUGAAGGACACAAAUUCGAGCCCUCCAUCCCGUUUGCGCAAGCAGCGAUGGAUCUACACCAGCUGCGCGGACGGAUGAAUGAGGAAGCAUGUAGGUUCUGGAAACAUCGUCGGAAGGGGCUGUCAGAGUCCAAGGGCGAAUUCAAUAUCCCUGACACGCUGUCCCAGGACAAGGACUGCUGGGCCAAUAUACAGUACAUCCACCCAGAGCCUCUAGACAGGGGGCAACUGAGCCAGAGGGCGAAGCAAUUAGCCGUCACCCCAGCCUCAAUACUACAUGCCGCCUGGGCCUUGCUGGUCUCCCUGUACGCUGACUCCAGCCAGGUAUCGUUUGGGAUGGUGCUUUCCGGCCGGGAUUUGCCUUUCACCUGGGCCCCGUCGGUAAUCGGCCCUUUGAUCAACCAGCUGCCAUACAGUUGCGCAAUCAAAAGACAAAUGUCCGUAUCUACCUUUGUCCAGAGCGUUCAGAGGGACAUUCGCGACCAUGCGCGAGUCCAGCUUUCUGAGGCACCGGUGGGCACCCCGCCGAUUACCACUCUGCUCGUGGUGCAGGAGGCCGACAUGCGCAAGCGAUCAGUGGUCCUGCCCCCCUUACGUGAACCACGUCUGAGGGAAUCUACCAGCCUGCCUCUAGUCAUGGAGGUGCAAAGCACGGGCGAGAUGCAUCUUUUGUAUCGCAGCGAUCGGUUCAAUGCUCAGACAGUCCAGGACGUGGCGGCUAUCUUCAGAAACAUCGCUCAGCUUCUCACUGCCGAUGCUGAAUGUCUCACUGUAGGGCAUUGCCUUCAGCACAGUCUGCCACCGCCCAUGCAGCACUCCCUCCUGCAGCUGGGUAAUAUCAAUCGACCAGAAUCACGAGUGACAAACACAGGACCGACACUGGGCAGCUUGUUUCGGAACACGGUGCGCCAGCAUCCCAAUCUCAUCGCUGUAACAAAGGACACAAUGUCCGUCUCCUAUCGCCAACUUCUGGACUCCGCUCAGCGCGUGGCCUAUGCCGUUCUCUCACACGCGCGGCCAGGAGACGUUGUUGCCGUGAUCGCCGAUCGUUCUAUUAACUGGAUUAUUGGAGUUUGGGCUGCGGUGCUGGCCGACACCGCCUAUUGCCCGAUCGAUGCUUCAUUUCCAACGGAGUACCAGGUAUCACUAGUGAAACAAAGCCACGCCACCCUGGUGUUAUUUCCAUCGUCAGAACAACGGAUGCAUUGGUGCUCCCAAGAAUGGCCAGCUCUUGCGACCGAGGAUGCUUUACAGAGCGCGAAAGUGCCUGUUGCUGGGCCGUGGCCAACGCAAACGCCCAGUGAUGUGGCAUACGUUUGCUUUACCUCAGGAUCCACUGGUGUUCCUAAAGGUGUGAAGUGUCUUCAUCGGGGACUAGUCGCCCUUCAAUCCCGCGAGGAAUACCGAAUUUUCAGUCAGCCAGGACGUCGGAUCGCCCAAUUCCUCUCGCCUGGAUUUGGAGGCUGCGUAUUUGAGGUCUUUGGUGCCUUGUGCUAUGGGGCUACUUUGGUGCUCCGAACGAAGGACGAUGACAUAUUAUCACAUCUGGACCAGGUGGACGCCACCAUUCUUACCCCGUCCGUUGCGGCAGAAAUGGUUCCAUGGCAGUUUCCGAGAAUCAAAUAUGUUUAUUUUGCUGGCGAGCCGGCCACAGAGCCCAUUGUGGCCCGCUGGUGGUCCCCAGAUCGGCAGCUGUACAAUGCCUACGGAUCUACCGAGGCUACUGUGAUGAAUACAUUGGGCUCACUAGACCCUGACCUACCCAUAUGCCUGGGUGGUCCAGUCCCGUCCUCCAGAUUAUAUGUUUUGAACGGGGAAGGGGAACUUGUUCCACCUAAUACAAUAGGGCACAUCCACAUCGCGGGUGUACAGGUGAGUGAUGGGUACAUUGAGACGGCACCAACGAGACGCGGAGAGUUUCGGCCAGACCCGUUUUGCGAUGGGCAGGAAAGGAUGUAUCACACGGGUGAUCUGGGCCACUUUGACCAUGGGGGUAAGCUUUGGUACUGCAGCCGCAAAGACCGCCAGGUGAAGGUUCGCGGAUAUAGAGUCAACCUCGACGAUAUCGCUCAUGCAGUCUACCGCCUCGUGCCCACAGUACGGAAGGCCGUGGCGGUUCUCCGCGAGGAUGGCAGCAUUGUGCUCGUGCUGUGCCCGAAAAAGGUGGAUGAAGCUGGCGUCCGUGAAGCCUUGCGCACCGCCCUGCCCCCUCAUUAUCAGCCCUCCCAAAUACAGACACUGGAGAAUAUGCCGACGACAAAGAACGGAAAGAUGGAUUUGCAGACACUGAAGAAAGUCAACGCGAGGGGAGUCUCCGGAUCGAGACCCGAAAAGGCGGUCGACACCCCCCUCAGCGAAGCCGCUCGAGCUAUAGCUGGAGCCUGGAAACACAUAUUGAGCCUUGAUCCUUCUGCUAAGAUAAACGAAGAUGAUGACUUCUUUGCGCUCGGUGGAGACUCUGUCUCGAUGCUCAAGCUAGCGCGAGAGCUGAACGAUAUCUUUCAAGUUCGUGUGACGGUCCGCGAUGUGUUGUUGCGGUCUGUCCUGCGGGACCUUGCAGCCUUGGUUGAGACGAGCCCCAGAACAACACUCAAUUUACCUCCAGCGCCGGAGAAGAGCCCUGAUCGGCUCGGAACGACUAACCUGUCUCCUCCGGAAAUGUUAUGGGUACAUUACUAUACCACCUCCCAAUGUCCAAGCGCGUUCAAUGUUCCAUUCCAUGCCAGCCUGUCGCCACACCUUGAUUUGAAAAGGCUCGCCUCGAGCGUAGAGGGGUCACUAAAUCGCCACCGUAUCCUGCGGACUCGCAUUAAGAAGUCUCAUAACGGGUACACGCGCACCAUCUCAGACGAACGCAUCGCAGUGCGCUUUGAGACAUCCAUCAAUGUUGGGGAAUGGAUCAGUCAGCCGUUCAAACUCGAAGGAAGUCUGGUCCGAGCCGCUAUGACCAAAGAUUCUUUACUCCUCAAUUUCUCCCAUCUGCUCUGUGAUAAUGACACCUUGACGCAUCUUCUACAGGAAAUUGGGGAUCUGUAUUGCGGUAGACGAGUAUCUGCUGUGACGCACGAAUACUUUGACGAGCAACCGUGGUCAUUCCCGGUACCAGUGCCGAAAGAGUUGCAAGCUUAUUGGAAUGACCAUUUGACGGGCAUUGAGGUGCCACGUCCUUUAGCCACACAGCGAGUCCGUUCUUACCGUGGAAGCUCCAUGCAACCCACAAUCUCCAGUAAAUCAGCACAGAGGCUCCUGGACACUUGCGCCGAUCACCACGUCUCCCCGCGGUAUUUUGCCCUGGCUAUUGUGGCGAUUACUUUGCAAACGUUGGCCGAUACUCGAGACGUCCUAAUCGGAUGCCCAUACAUCAACCGCCCCAAUGAAUCUGGCGCUGAAACGAUCGGGCUUCAUCUUGAACCGCUCCCUCUUCGCUUCACCUUGUCAAAUUUCUCAGAACCCACACAGAUUGUUGAACAUCUGCUGCAGGCAGUGAGGACGACGGCUCAGGCUGCUGUCGCGCACGCGGUUCCGUGGCAUGCGUUGUUGGCCCUGUUGGGGCUCCCGUUUCCCUUCGGCCACGAGGCCGUCUUCGACUGCGCCGUCACCUUUCGGGAAGACCGGGGUGUGGAGAUUACCCAGCGGCUCCCAGACAUUGAGGGACUGAUGCCGCGCCCGGUGUCCCCCGAUGGCGCCAUCUUUGCUCUCCUGUUUGAGUGGCGCUUCACAGACGACGACCAGGGUGUGUCGCUGCGGCUCGGCUAUGACACGGAUCUCCUCUCCCCUGCUUUAGUGGGUGUGGUGAGUCGGGUGCUAUGCGUUGCACUGGAUAACAUGCUUGAUCUUGCAAUGACGCAGACGCGGUUGCGACACGUGCUACGACAAGCCCUAGAUGACGCUUGUCUGCGCGCGGGGUUGGAGCCUCUCUCUGUGCGGGAGUUGGCGCGCAAAAAUCUGAUCGGAGCUGUUUCCGGGGGUGUCUGA
Molecule: messenger RNA, 6204 nt
Organism: Aspergillus japonicus CBS 114.51
Lineage: Eukaryota; Fungi; Ascomycota; Eurotiomycetes; Eurotiales; Aspergillaceae
Product: acetyl-CoA synthetase-like protein
Exons: 5
Coding region: 1-6204 (2067 amino acids)
Biological process (GO): secondary metabolite biosynthetic process; amino acid activation for nonribosomal peptide biosynthetic process
Cellular component (GO): cytoplasm
Molecular function (GO): phosphopantetheine binding; catalytic activity
Source: RefSeq, a predicted model, not a curated record